Molecule: messenger RNA, 2392 nt
Organism: Salmo salar (Atlantic salmon)
Lineage: Eukaryota; Metazoa; Chordata; Actinopteri; Salmoniformes; Salmonidae
Biological process (GO): regulation of transcription by RNA polymerase II
Molecular function (GO): DNA-binding transcription factor activity, RNA polymerase II-specific; RNA polymerase II cis-regulatory region sequence-specific DNA binding
Source: RefSeq, a predicted model, not a curated record
GUCGCAACCUUUAUUUUGGAAAAAUAUCGAGGAAGUAGCCGAUAACAUGUUGUUUCCGGAACAAAAACAAACGAAAUAGAGAUAUGUUCGAAGCAUACCGCCUAUCUAUGGUGUGACGUCUCACGGCAUUAACUGAACACUGCAUUGCAAAUGAGCUAGUAGGACUAUAACAUAAGUGUUUAACAUAUAAAUAGUACCAAGCCAAGGAAGGGCAUGUCCAAUAGCGUCGUAUUUCAUGCUCAGUUAGCCUCCAUCAUUGAGGUUUUGACGAAUGCAGCCGUUGCCGAAAUCUGCAAACUUGUAGAUGAUGGCCAUGCUGCCUUACGUUUGGAAAUUUCACAUAGUCAGAAAGAAAUUGAUAACCUGCGGAGGAAGCUGCUUUUAACAAAAUUCCAGAAUUCUCGACGGAGCGCAGAGAGAUUUGGAGCCCUGCGACGCACAGUUCACAGGCGAGUGGACACCGAUCAUGUUGCCCGGGAGAGAGAGAGCUUCGUAGAAAAGUCAAAAAGCAGACUUGGAUAUUUGGAAAAUCGUGUUGCCUACAGUGAAGGGGGCAAAUGUAUGCAGGAUGUCACCAACCGAAGAGACGCAGGACUCACAGCGACAGACCAGGAUGGGGCCAUGCAGAUGGCAGAUAUACAAGAGGCACCAAUUAUCAAAAUGGAAAAUAUUGACACCAGCAUAACUGAAGAGAUUGUCCAACUGGUCAGUGAGAGCAGUGAGACGGUUGUGCCAGAACCAGGUUCUUCAUCAUCUACUGAAACCACAGACCCUCUGGAACAGCAGGGCAACAGACACAGAGUUCCAGACACUUCACUCAAUAUAGAACCUGAAAACCAGACGUUCCAGCAUCCAGCAUCACAAUACAACAGAGCAACACAGGACCAUCAGGUUGCUGAGUGUGUGACCUGGGAAACUGACCAUCAACCCAUAGCAUACAGCCUGUCUCAAUGGACAGAGAACCAAGAGACUGACAACCCAACUGUGAAUGCUCCUCACAAUGCCGGGCCAGACUCCAAGAGGUUGUCUGGACAUCCAGAGAGGAGAGGGGCUCCUGGUAACUCUGGGGUCUACAUGUCAGCUUUGGGCUCUCUGGACUGGGUGUCUGAUGUGGUGAUGGUGGACUCAGUUCCCAUUAAAGUGGAGGCAGAUAUGAGUUCAGAAUGGAGCAUAACUGGCCAAGAGGUGACACCUGGAGAGGUCUGUUCAGACAGCAGGCAGCUUGUGGACAACAGAGGAAGAGGGGGAAUGGAGUCUGGACAGACAAAGUGUCCCUCUGACACUCAACAUGCAGAGCAAGGGAGAACUGUAGGACCAAGGUCCAAGAUGUCAGAUUUCAGUGGACUGCCCAACCGAAACAGAUUUUCAUCCUCAAGGGUCACUCUCUACCAGGUUCCCCAAAGAGGGAAGCAAGCCCCUUUCCCGAAUUUCAACAGAGACUCCACUUCUUCAUCAAAAGGCAUAGAAAAGCAGCCGCAACAGCUAACGUCUUGCUCCACCAAGAGGCAGCUCCGGUGUAGCCUCUGCGGAAAGCCCUUCCCUCAGCCGGCAUACCUAAGGAGGCACAUGCGGGUCCAUACGGGGGAGAAACCGUACGGCUGCAGCCACUGCACCAAGCGCUUCUCCCACAGCCACCAGCUGAAGAUGCAUGAGAGGGUGCACACCGGAGAGAAACCGUUUCAUUGCAUCUACUGCGGGAAGUCCUUCACCCAGUCUGGCCACAUGAAGAGGCAUCUCCUCGUCCACACUGGUGGCAGGCCACAGGACAUGGUGCUGCCCUGAGUGUUCCAGGGUGAAGUUUCUCCUACGUACAGAUCUAGAAUCAGCUUCCUCUUCCCCAAUCCUAACCUUAACCAUUAGUGAAAAAAAUAUACUAAACUGACCGAAGAUCAGCUUUCUAGGUGUAACUUCACACUACUCCACCUGGCAUAAUGAUAAGUAGAGCCAGGAGUUUAUCCUCACCAUGUGAUCAGACCAGGAAAAAACUCCUCUCUAGUUGUAAGUGGAAUGGCUCCACACUACUGGAGUUUUCAUAUGAACACUGGGUCCAUGUGUUUUUAACAGUUUGGAUGGUUUCCACAUUGAACACUACCCUCUGUGUGUAGUGGUUGUGUUUUCAGUUAAACUGGCUUGAUGCUUUGUCCAGAGUGGACUGAUAAUCUAUGACUUAUGACAGGUGAAGAUUUAAAAAAUCAUUGGUGCAGUACAGUAAUUUAUUUGAAUUGUAUUUAUUAUUUAUUUGACCAGGUGAGUUGACUGAGAAUACAUUGUGAUUUACAGCAACGUCCUGGGGUAAACUACAAAACAUAGGCCUAGUUAAAAAGCCAUAGUUAACACACAGAAAUAUAAGCAAGCAAAGAAAAAAAUACAAUAAAGAUCGAUCUCAUAAGAA